Molecule: messenger RNA, 5735 nt
Organism: Salvelinus sp. IW2-2015
Lineage: Eukaryota; Metazoa; Chordata; Actinopteri; Salmoniformes; Salmonidae
Gene: scn4ab
Product: sodium channel, voltage-gated, type IV, alpha, b
Biological process (GO): sodium ion transmembrane transport; neuronal action potential; membrane depolarization during action potential
Cellular component (GO): voltage-gated sodium channel complex; plasma membrane; axon
Molecular function (GO): protein binding; voltage-gated sodium channel activity
Source: RefSeq, a predicted model, not a curated record
UUCAGAACUGCUCUGUGUGUUAAAGAAAGACACAACCGUAGUGUGAAAGGAUAGCGGAGGACUCCUCAUGCCGACCCGAAAGAUAACACUGCUGGAAGCCUGGGAGAGGCACAGGACCUUUCGGAGGAAGAAAGCUAAAGACCUGAAAAUAUGUCCUUGUCUACUCCCACUGCUGAGAGACCCCAGUGUGGUUGCAUCUCUCACCCAGCAGAAUGCCAAGAUGGUCGCCCUGCUCCCUCCCACAGGCACCGAAGUGUUCCGCCACUUCACCCUUGAGUCGCUGGCGGAGAUUGAUAGGCGGAUGGCCGAGGAAGCAAAGGAGCAGAAGAGACAAAAGACCCUGAACAUUGAGGUGGCAGAGCAGGACCUGCCAAAGCCAGCCGUCUACCUGGAGGCCGGCAAGAUCCUGCCGUUCAUCUACGGAGACCCGCCACCUGAGCUGUUCAACACGCCCCUGGAGGAACUGGAUCCUUUCUACAAAUCACACAAAACCUUUAUUGUCAUCACCAAAGGGAACACAAUCUUCAGAUUCAAUGCUGAGCCUGCCUGCUACAUUCUGACUCCCUUCAGUAUUCUCAGGAGAGGAUCCAUCAAAAUUCUCAUGCAUUCUUUGUUUAGCAUGCUCAUCAUGUUGACAGUCAUGUCCAACUGUGCGUUUAUGACGAUGAGUGACCCUCCGGCAUGGAGUAAAACUGUUGAAUAUGUUUUCACUGGUAUCUAUACCGUUGAGGCAACAAUUAAAGUGUUGUCCAGUGGCUUCUGUGUUGGAGAUUUCACAUACUUUCGAGAUCCAUGGAACUGGCUGGAUUUCAUUUUGAUCAGCAUGACGUACCUCACAGAGUUUGUUGACCUGGGCAACGUGUCUGUCUUCAGGAUGUUCCGUGUACUCCGAGCCCUUAAAUUAAUCACUCUAAUUCCCGGUCUGAAGACCAUUGUGGGGACUCUGAUCAUGUCAGUGAAGAAGCUGGCUGAUGUGAUGAUCCUAACAGUGUUCUGCCUGGCUGUGUUCGCUAUGAUCGGCCUGCAAAUGUUCAUGGGAACCCUGAAGCAGAAGUGUGUUCACUGGCCCCCUGGUGAAUGGCAUUUCAACUCCACCUACAUGGGCAACAUCACUAUGGCUAAUGGUUUUAAUGACGUUAUGGGCUACAAUGGCGCAAGCACCGGCAACAGCACCUGGGACUUCAAGGCAUACAUCAACGAUAAAGCGAACCAUUACUUCCUUCCUGGAAUGUUAGACCCUCUUCUUUGUGGAAACGCUUCUGAUGCUGGAAUAUGUCCUGAAGGAUACACGUGUAUGAAGGCCGGAGGGAAUCCCAACUAUGGAUACACAAACUACGACAGUUUUGGAUGGGCCUACCUUGCCCUAAUUCAGCUCAUGACACAGGACUUCUGGGAAAAUCUACUCCAGCUGACUCUUCGCUCAGCCGGGAAAACCUACAUGAUUUUCUUUGUGGUGGUGAUCUUCCUGUGCUCGUUCUACCUGAUCAACCUGAUCCUAGCUGUGGUGGCCAUAGCGCAUGCUGAGCAGAACGAGGCCACCAUGGCCGAGGCCAAGGAGAAGGAGGAGGAGUACGCCAUGAUCAUGGUGCAGCUGAAGAGGGCCAGUGUACCCAAGGGGAGUAAGGACCAGCUGGAAGGAGCAGGCCUUCAGAAGAAGACACCCAGUGUCUACAGCCAAGAUGCCAUGGACGAUUUGGAGAAGGAACUGAGGCCUUGUCCGCCUUGCUGGUACAAGUGUUCAGACGUCUUCCUGAAAUGGAACUGCUGUGUGCCCUGGGUGACUUUCAAGAAGUGGAUGUACUUCAUAGUGAUGGACCCAUUCAUGGACUUGUUCAUCACCAUCUGCACUGUACUCAACAUCAUGUUCUUGGCCAUGGAGCACUACCCCAUGACACCACAGUUUGAAGAAGUGCUGAGUGUGGGGAACUUGGUCUUCACGGGAAUCUUCACAGCAGAGAUGGUGCUGAAGCUCAUCGCCAUGGAUCCGUACUACUACUUCCAGGUCGGGGGGAACAUCUUCGACAGCAUCAUUGUGACAAUCAGCCUGAUGGAGCUGUGUCUGGCCGACGUCGAGGGUCUUUACGUGCUUCGCUCCUUCCGUCUGAUGCGUGUUUUCAAGCUGACCAAAUCCUGGCCCACACUCAACAUGACAAUCAAGAUCAUCGGUAAUUCAGUGGGCACCCUGGUUAACAUCACUCUGGUCCUGGCCAUCAUCGUCUUCAUGUUUGCCGUGGGGGGCAUGCAGCUCUUCGGCAAGAGCUACAAAGAGUGUGUCUGCAAGAUCUCCUUGGACUGCAUGCUGCCCCGCUGGCACAUGCAUGACUUCUUCCACUCUUUUCUCAUCAUCUUCCGGGUGCUGUGCGGAGAGUGGAUCGAGACCAUGUGGGAUUGCAUGGAGGUGGCCGGACAGGGCGUUAGUCUCGUCUUCAUCAUGAUGGCCAUGGUCAUCUGUAAACUAGUGGUGUUGAACCUCUUCUUGACCUUUCUGCUGAGCUCGUUCAGCCAUUACAACCUGGCGGCUCCAGAGGAGGACGGGGAGAUGAACAACCUGCAGAUCGCCACCAGCAGGAUCACCAGGGGCAUCGACUGGGCCAAGGCAUACGUCAUAAAACAGUUCUGCAUUAUCAUAGGCAACCAGCCUAAGGAGGAUGGAGAACGGGCUGACGGUAAUGGGGGUAGUAAUGGGGAUUUGGACGGCUUCCCAAAGGACAGGUUGGCUUUGAAAAAUGUUUAUUCCAGUGACAACCCAAAGGCUGAUUUGGAGCUCAAAAUGCUGGACGAUGUUAAUCCAAGUGGAUUUCUUACAAAUGCGAAUUUGACCCUGGAUGUACCUUUUGCCAAAAUGGAGUCUGAUGAUGAUGAGGAUGACGGCUCUGAAGAGAAAGGAGAAGGCGCAAAUGAGGAUGCUAAAGAGGAUACUGAGCUAAGGAAAUCUAUUGCACAGGACAAUGCCUCUUUGAUCUGCAGGACAGCGGACAAUCCCCCUGAAGUGGAGAAAGAAGAGGCAAACCCCACCAGCCCUGAGAACUGCUGGACUGAGAAAUGCAUUGGACGAUGCCCUUGCCUUGAUUUUGACAUCACCACGGGCAAAGGAAAAACUUGGUGGAACUUCAGGAAGACAUGCUUCCUCAUUGUGGAGCACAACUACUUUCAGUCCUUUAUCAUCUUCAUGAUCCUGAUGAGUAGUGGAGCUUUGGCUUUUGAAGACAUACACAUUGAACAGCGCAGGACCAUAAAAGUCAUCCUGGAAUAUGCUGAUCAAUUCUUCACCUACGUGUUCAUUAUUGAGAUGCUCUUGAAGUGGGUGGCUUACGGAUUCCAGGCCUACUUCACAAACGCAUGGUGCUGGCUGGACUUCCUCAUUGUGGAUGUGUCUAUGAUUAGUUUAACGGCUAACUUUCUGGGCUACGCUGAACUUGGGCCAAUCAAAUCUCUUCGAAAGUUACGGGCUUUGCGGCCCCUCCGCGCCCUGUCCAGAUUUGAGGGAAUGAGGGUGGUGGUGAACGCUCUGGUGGGGGCCAUUCCUUCCAUCGGCAACGUGCUUCUAGUGUGCGUCACCUUCUGGCUCAUCUUCAGCAUCAUUGGAGUCAACCUGUUUGCUGGGAAGUACUACUACUGCUUCAACACCACGUCUGAGGAGCUGUUCUCUGCCGAAGUUGUGAACAACAAGACCGAAUGCAUCCAACUAAUAGAGGAUAAUAGCGACGUGCGCUGGAUGACCUCAAAGAUCAACUUUGACAACGUGGCCAUAGGCUACCUUUCCCUCCUGCAAGUAGCAACAUUUAAAGGAUGGCUGGAUAUAAUGUAUGGCGCUGUGGAUUCACGUAUGGUGGGAGAGCAACCCAUGUAUGAGGAUAAUGUUUACAUGUACAUCUACUUUGUCAUGUUCGUCAUCUUUGGGUCCUUCUCCACCCUGAAUCUCUUCAUUGGUGUCAUUAUCGACAACUUCAACCAACAAAAAAAGAAGUUUGKAGGGAGAAAUAUUUUCAUGACAGAGGAACAGAAUAAGUACUACAAUGCCAUGAAAAAGCUUGGUUCCGAGAAGCUACAGAAACCCAUUCCGAGACCCAAGAACAAAUUCGCAGGCAUUAUUUAUGACCUGAUCACCCAACAAUUCUUCGAGAUCUUCAUUUUUGUGCUGAUCUGCCUCAGCAUGGUAACGAUGAUGGUGGACACAGAUGACCAGAGCGAGGAGAAGGAUAAAAUCCUCUUCUUCAUCAACCUGGUGUUUAUCUUCAUCUUCAUCGCAGAGUGUAUCCUCAAGUUGAUCGGACUGCGGCAAUAUUAUUUUACCGUCGGAUGGAAUAUUUUAGAUUUUGUCGUCGUCAUUCUCUCCAUCCUUGGUUUACUGCUGGCAGACCUCAUAGAGAAGUAUUUUGUCUCACCUAACCUUUUCCGUGUCGUAAGACUGGCCAGGAUUGGUCGAGUUCUGAGACUUAUCCGAGGAGCUAAAGGCAUCCGGACACUGUUGUUUGCCCUGAGGAUGUCACUUCCAGCUAUCUUCAACAUUGGGCUCCUGCUCUUCCUCGUCAUGUUUAUCUUCUCCAUUUUUGGAAUGUCCAACUUUGCGUAUGUCAAGAAGGAGGCCGGAAUAGACGAUAUGAUCAAUUUUGAAACUUUUGGCAACAGUAUCAUUUGUCUGUUCAUGCUCACAACCUCAGCCGGUUGGGAUAGUAUCCUCUCACCCAUCCUGAAUAGUGCACCCCCGGACUGUGACCCAGACAUGGAAAAUCCAGGCACAGAUGUAAGAGGCAACUGCAGCCUUGGUUGGGGAAUUUGUUUUAUCUGCAGCUACAUCAUCGUGUGUUUCUUUCUUGUGGUCAACAUGUACAUUGCCAUUAUCCUUGAGAACUUCAAUGUUGCCAUAGAGGAGAGCGGCAACCCGCUGUGUGAGGAAGACUUUGAGAUGUUCUAUGAGACCUGGGAGAAGUUCGACCCUGACGCGUCACAAUUCAUCGCCUACGACAUUUUGUCGGAGUUCUGUGACACGCUUAAAGACCCGCUCAGGAUCCCCAAACCCAAUGCAAUCAAGCUGAUCACCAUGGACCUUCCCAUUGUCCCUGGGGAUAAGAUCCACUGUCUGGACAUCCUGCUGGCGCUGACCACAGAGGUGCUGGGAGAAUCAGGGGGGAUGGAUGCCAUGAAGGAGAGCAUGGAGGAGAAGUUCAUGGCCAACAACCCCUUUAAAGUGUCAUACAAGCCAAUCACCACCACCCUGAGGCGAAAGCAGGAGGAGGUAGCAGCUGUUGUUAUUCAGAGAGCCUGUCGUAAGCAUCUCCUGAGAAGUUCGAUGAAACUUGCUUCCUACAAGUACCACGAGAAGAAAGAGUUAACCAAGGAGGACGAAGCGCCGCCAGAGCAGGAGGGAAUGAUUGCCAUCAGGAUGAGCAAACUGUACGGAAGCCAACAAUCACUCGGAGUGGAUGAAACCGUUGUAGAUAUGGAUUCUUAUGUAAAUCGGGAGAGAAAAGAACUGACAGAGACACAACCGCCUGUGGAGACGACUAAAACGCCGCCGCCUGUGGAGCUUCAGAACGAGAUCAUCUCGCACUCUGCCCCCUUUGUCAUCCCGGCCUCAACCCGUAACUCACAGCUGAAAGAGUUCCAUGUUUGAAUAGCUAGUGCAGCCAAGGGAUAAACACUUCAUCAUCAUGGUCUCCUGCCUUUACAUUUACAUUUACAUUUAAGUCAUUUAGCAGACGCUCUUAUCCAGAGCGACUUACAAAUUGGUGCAU